AUGGCUUCAAUAUCUCCUUCUUUCACGUUCCUCUCGCUUCUUAUUAUCAUCUUCUCUUUCGCAUUUCUUCAAACAACAAUGGCCGCAGACCCGGACAUAAUCACAGAUUUCGUAGUCCCACCAGAAUUAGUCAAAGGCGGAAUUGACGGAAACUUCUUCACGUUUACCGGCAUGCGAUCCCUCGUCGGAGAAGAACCUUCUUCGACCUUCAAGGUCUCAAAGGUGGGCAUCACGGAAUUCCCGGCUCUCAACGGCCAAAGCGUGUCCUACGCAGUUCUUCAGUACCCGGCCGGGACUACCAACCCGCCGCACAUUCAUCCCCGCUCCACCGAGCUCCUCUUAGUACUCGAAGGCGCUCUGGACGUGGGCUUCAUCGACACCACUAACAAGUUGUUCACUCAGUCGCUGCAGGCCGGCGACAUUUUCGUGUUUCCCAAGGGUUUGGUGCACUUCCAGUACAACUCCGAUCCGCAGAAUUUUGCGCUGGCGAUAUCGGCGUUCGGGAGUGCUAACGCCGGCACGGUGUCGCUUCCCAACACUUUGUUCGCCACAGGUGUUGAUGACAAUGUGUUGGCUAUCUCUUUCAAGACUGAUGCUGCAACCAUUCAGAAGCUCAAGGCUGGUCUUGCUCCAAAGGCCUAA
Morus notabilis is the source of this 642-nucleotide messenger RNA. RefSeq names its product germin-like protein 9-3. Lineage: Eukaryota; Viridiplantae; Streptophyta; Magnoliopsida; Rosales; Moraceae. Bases 1 to 642 code for a protein of 213 amino acids. The transcript has a single exon. The record is from RefSeq and is a predicted model, not a curated record. Gene Ontology annotation, molecular function: manganese ion binding. Gene Ontology annotation, cellular component: cell wall.